UCCGGGCGCGUUACCUCAACAGGACGUCACUAGGCGAAACCUCCUCCCUGCCUGUUUCUGUAAAUCUCGACCCCCUUGGAGUUAUUUAUAGCGCAGAGGACCGCCGACAACUAACGUAAUAGCAGGAUCAAGAGCAAGGAAAGGAAAACGCGAAAAAAGACAAGACGGCAACGAGCGUCGGUCAUUACUUUUGAUGAGAAAGCAAUGGAAGUUGAAAUUAAUAUAGUGCUUUAUGCGCUAGCGAUACUGAUCCGCGCUUCUAGUUUUGGAGGUCACUGCAGUGAGAUGCCAGAAACUACCAGCCCUAUCCUCCACCUGACAGAAGCUGGGUCCACUCCCACUCUUCCACCCUCAACUUUCCCGGUACGAGGGAGCACAGAACCUGACUCCUUCACCAGCGCUUCCACGCACUCCAGCAGCCCGGCUGCCAUGGAAAGCAUCGCUGUGAGGGUCAGCAGUAUGACCGUGGUGCCCUCUCUCAUUACCCAUGAGCCUGCAGGCCUGGGUGGGACAGCCACACCACAGCCAGAGAUGAAUGUUUCUCAAGAUACCUCCAACAUAAGCAGGUUGCCCACCCCAGCAAACGGCGUCAUCCAUAAAGAGGGUGCCCGCCCCACUUCGGCCACUUUCAGCACGCUCAUACCCAUUUCCCAGAAUUCCACUCAUGCUACCACUGCUUCAGCACCUUCCCCCCCCAACGUGUACACCCUGCUCACCCUGGCUCCUACUUAUCCCCACCCACCGGCCUCCACAUCUGCUCCAGCCUGGCUACAUGUGGAAGACCCAUCUGAGCUCAACGUAGGAGACGACGUGCCGGUCCUGGUCCGCUCCAGGCCACCCCUGGACCCACUCUUUGCUGGUCUGCUGUCUGUGUUCAUCGUGAUCGGCUCCAUCGCUUCUCUCUUCUUCUUCCUGAAGUUCCGGAACAACGGACGCCUGGAGUUCCAUCGACUGCAGGACGUGCCGAUGGACGACAUGAUGGAGGACACGCCCUUAUCCAGGUACAGUUACUGAUGGGAUGUCAUGGCGCCAGUGAUGACAAGCAGACUGCAGUGCUCACCCAUCUCGUCGCUGAGCCUUUGACUUGGUGAUGCCUCAAAAUGUACAUACUCAGUAUGUCCAGAAAAUUCUGCAGCCUUUCAAGCACUUUAUUUCUUCUGUAUGUUGGUGAAGAUCUUUUAUCAGGUUCCAUCUGGAUUUUUGGGGAAAAAAAUGCAUUUAUUGGGCCACUGGGUACUUGGUACCCCGAUGACGUUCAAAAACCUCAUGAGACGCUCUUACACUCCCCCUAGUGGUGACCUUGAACAUUACAGUGGCAGAUGCACCUCCCUUUGCGCUUACAGCAGAGUGAUAAUACAAAACAUUCACUAGACAUUUUUGUAAAAUGAGUUUCUGUCAGGGCAAAAAAAAUAUGAUGUAACUAUGAUGCAGAAGAUGCUGGCAAAAUAACGUUUGUGGAAAAAUCUGAGUUGCUGAAAUAUCACUCUAAAUUUAUGACAGUUUGCAUGAUGGUAGCUUCUCCUGACCAGAAAUAUGGAUGGAAACUUCAUCAUAUAACUGGUAAAGAUUGUAUAAACAUUCAAACUGAAUUUAGAGUUUUUGUUGGUCUUGCACAGUGUAUUCCAUAAGGCACAGAUUAUGAGCUCUGACUGAAAUGAAUAUUAAUUUUAGUUAUUCAUAUAUAAUAUUCUGUCUGUCCAUUGUUGGAAACAUAACAGACACUUACAUGAGGAAUCCACAUAAAACCAACAGAAGACAAUGGAAUAUUUGAAUGUUGCUUGUUGUGGUAACUGACUGCUUGUUGUAUAGUGCCCAGUUGAAUAACAAUUCAGCAGUUUCCAUGUAGGACACAUCUUGCAGUGCUGGUCACUUUUCAACAAUGUAAAAGCUCCCCUUUGAUAUCCUGGUCAUUUUUGAAGAUGGAAAGCCCACAGUGUAGCUCUGUCCAAAGCCUAGCUUACGGCAUGAAAUAUGCACCAGCCCCUGAUCCACCUCUUGUCCAUUCAAGCGCAUAGGUUCGGCUUCAACAUUGGUAAGGACCAAUUCCCCCACCCCCCUUAACACACACAUGGUACACUCCCACAAUAAUGGUAGAGACGUGUCCCUACCAUCUAUACAAAAUGUACACCUUUGCUUCCGUUCAUAGACGCGUUCCAGUGGCAUGCAAAACCCCAACUCCGAUCGUGAGAUAAACGUGACCCUCACUGAGCUCUUCUCUUAAAACAGGAUGACGUGGAGCUUUAUGUAGUGAUGGAAAAGUGCUGUACCUUUAACUUUUAAUUAGCAUCUGCUGCCAUGACUUUGUGCCGAGUUAACGCCCGAGCAGCGUCCUGUGCCCCUGUGCACGACUCAAAGCUAAGGCACGACGUAGUCGUAAAGUUGGGCCGUUUUUGUGAGGCUCUGAGGCAUAGGAAACUUGAGCUAAUCUAUAUUUUUAAAACUCAGAGUAAUUCAGGGAUUGAACAACAACCGUGGUACAGAGGUAUGGAGCUUUUAAGACAAGUUGAUUGUACAAAUUAGGUAAAAUAUUGAAAUAAAACUUUAUCUGUGAGGCAGAAUCAGACGCAGUGCAUUUCUGUCCCAGUGAUUUAUUUUUCUGAUAGAGCUGUAAGUGCCAAAACGUGUGUUGUACUGUAAAGUUUUUAAAAGGUUACUGUGAGAAAUGAUUAAUAAAGAUUUUUUUGUCACAUUUAGGGAAAAAUCAGUGCCUUUGAUUAGAAUGGGGAAAUACUGCAAAUUUUAUUACAUGUACAACACAAGGGGGCAGCAUUGUUACCUAACACAGUGUUUCCUAACCUGGUAGGGAGCAAAAACAUGGACUGUCUGAGGGUCCGUGAGGACCGGGUUGGAAAACACUGGCCUAAAACCUGCUGGGCUCCUGUGUUUGACGCUGGCCCCUCUGAGAGUGUGUGUGCAGCUCACAUUCUCCCACUGUUGCUGGGGUUUCCUCUGGUUACUGGUUUCCAGUUAGGCGAUCUGGCAUCAUUAAAAUUCCAGUAGUUUAUACGUGAGUGUGUGUAUUCUGCAAUAGACUGGCAUCACAUCUAGGAUGUGGCUUGGACAAGCUUCACCACAACCCUGUUCUAGAUAAAGCAUUUUUUCUGUAUUGGGUAAUAACUGGGAACCUUUAAAAAGAUUAAAGAUGAAUCGCAUUACGGACACAAUGUCCCAUGAUGCCAAGGGUGCAGCCUGGGAGGAGCCAGAUGAGCACGUCAAAUGAGAGCGUCCAAAUUGACGGGUUUGGCCCCAUUACAGAUCCCGUAACAAUAUAAUGUUUUUGUUUUUAUUGCUUUCACAUUCAGGCAGGUACGUAACAGUGUUUUUGAACAGUAUUGCCAGGGCAUUGCCCCUUUCCCCUGUAGCAGGGAUGUGGGGGGUUUGGCAGCCCGUCUGAGAAAGUCUGGCAGCACUAAUUUAGAGUGGCGUAAUAAGAGCAAUGCGGAAAUAUUUAUUAACUCCAGGCCAAGAUGAAUUCUGUUUGAUAGCUAACGGGUUCGGCAGGGGGCCAUUUCAAACCCAGAGUUACAUAUUUUAAUGUGAUUUACUUUGAUUGAUUUAGGUUGUCUGGAACUGAUAAAAAGUGUUGUGUUCCUCAGCGAUUCUGCCAGUUAACUAGCUUGUCUAUCUAUCUACAGCACCCUCUACAAUUUUUGGCGUAAAAAUUUGUAAAAAGGGUUACAAAAAAUCCACCUUUUAUUGAAGCAGCUUCAUGUCACACUGAAAAAUUGAGAAAAAUCCAGCCAACAUAAAUUUACUGAAAGAAAAACAAAUCCUUCAUCAAGAAAUAAUUAAUUUCAACAUAAAUACAUGUGGCACGACACAGUUCCUAAAAGCAGCCCUGCUUUUAAUACUUUGUACAACCUCCCAUAGCCAGUAUAACAGCACUGAGUCUUCUCCUAUAACAUUGUAUAAGGUUGGAGAAUACCUCUUUACAGAAUCUCUCCAGAUCAUCCAGGGUCCUAGGCGCUCUCUUGUACACUCUCCUUUUCAGCUCAGGCUACAGGUUUUCAAUGGGAUUCAGGUCAGGGGACUGAGAUGGCCAUGGCAGAAGCUUGAUUCUGCAGUCAGCUAACUAUUUUUGUGUUGAUUUGGAAAUAUGCUUAGGAUCACUGUCCUGCUGGAAGAUCCAGUGACAGCCCAGUUUUAGUUUCCUGGCAGCAGCAGCCAAAUUUUGAUUUAAAAUGUCCUGAUAUUUCAUGGAGUCCAUAGUGCCGUGUACCCUAACGAGGUUUCAAGGGUCCUUGGAGGACUAACAGCCCCACAACAUCACAAAACCUCCAUCAUAUUUUGCAUUUGGGAUAAGGUUCAUUUCAUUAUAGCCAUCCGUCUUUUUAUGCCAAACCCACCUUAUGUUUAUUGCCAAAAGGCUCCAUUUUUGUUUCAUCAGACCAUUGAAUUUGGUUCCUGUCAAAGUUGUAGUAGUGUUUCAUAAACUCCAGGUGUUUAAGUUUGUGGUUAACUGACAAAAAAGCUUUUUCUGGCAAACCUUCCAGAUAAUCUCUUAGCAUGAAGGGAGACGUGGUAACCUCAAGAUUUUACUUGGUCUUAUAAUUCACCAGUAUUCAUCCGGUAUAUUUUCUGCCUCUCUUAUGAUCCUCCUCACUGUAUGUGAUAUGUGAAAAAUAAACUUGGACCCCCUUCCAGGCAGGUUUGUAACAGUUCCAGUUGUUGUCCACUUUUUUGUUAUUGCCCUAACAGUAGAAAUGGGCAUUUUAAGGCGAGCAGCUAUUUUUUAAAACCCAUUUCCUGAUUUGACUAAGGUCAACACACUUCUCCCUCAUUCGGUUUGUAUGUUCUCUCAUCUUUCCCAUGUUGAUGGAUGACUAAGGGAAUUUGUUCCCCGUGUCACCUCAUGUUUGUACCCCAGGUAAUCAGGAAGUCAUGGAUUACAGCUUGAAGAUUCCUAUUCACUCCACUCAACUCAAAGAUGUGCAAUUUACAGGGAAACAUCAGUUAUAUAACUUAUAUAUAACAGUUAUAUUGUGUUCACUAUAAUUCCCAGAGGUGCCAAUAAUCGUGGCUCAUGUGUUUUUGUUAAAGAUAAUUAUUUCUUGAUGAAGGAUUUUUUUUCUUGGAAUAAAUUUAUGUUAGCGAAAGGUUGGACACUUAUAACAUUAUAGGAAUAACUGAAACAUGGAUGAGUGACAAUGAUGGAGAGGAAUAUAAUAUGAAUGGUUAUACGUUGUUCUGUAGAGACUGGAUAGGCAAGAAGGGUGAUGGUGUUGCAGUAUACGUAUAAGACAACUUGCAGGAAAGGGAGCUCACUGAUAAAAAUAAAAGUACAGAAGAUAUAUGGAUAAAACUAGAUACUAAAAACUCAAAUGGCCUAAUUGUUGGGGUUUGUUAUAGAGCACCUAAUGUAGCUGCAGAGGAAAGCAGAAUGUUAAAUGAUGAUAUAAGGAUUAUGAGUCAUAAAAAUGAUGUGGUGGUUAUGAGUGAUUUUAAUUUACCUGGGAUACAGUGGGACACAGUCUCUGGCUCUUCUGUAAAUGAACUCAAGAUGGUGGAAUUAGUACAGGAUUGUUUUUUCUCAGUUUGUUAACAACCCUACCAGGGGAGAAGCCCUUCUUGAUCUUGUUUCUCUAAUAACCAAGAUAGGAUUGGAAACUUAGAGGUUUUAGAAAACUAUACAAUGUUAGGAAGGCUAACUUUAAGGGUAUGAGACUGAAAUUAGAAACUGUAAAUUGGAGUUUAAUAGCAAAAUGGUUGAACAGGAAUAGAAUUUUUUUAAAAGCUCAUUGUUGCAAGUGCAAUAGGACUUCAUACUUGUUUCCAGCAGAACUAAAUCUAGGAAACUACAAACAAGGUGGUUCACUAAGGAAAUUAAGAAUAAAGUCAGGAGGAAAAGGGCUCUGUUCCACAAAUGGAAAAUAACUAAUGAUUUCUAAAUAAAGCAAGAGUAUCUAAGUCUACAGGUCGAGUUAAACAAUAACAUUAGAUACUCCAAGGGGAAUGUGGAAAGAAAGAUUGCAUUGGAGGAUGGAUGAAGGAUGACAAUAAAAGUUUCUUCCAAUAUAUUAACUCCAAAAGAGCUCUAAAAGCUGAAAUCAAUAAUCUGCAGGAUAGUAAGGGCCUUAUAAUUGAAAAUGAAAUUGAUAUAGUAAAUGAGUUUAAUGAUUAUUUUACACGGGUGUUCACAGUAGAGAACACAAGUAACCUGCCACCAUUUAGUACAAAUACAGCGUUGUCUAUGACCAAUAUAUGUAUAACUGAGGCUGAUGUGGUACUAAACCUAGCUUAGCUCAAAAUACAUAAAUCACAGGGCCCUGAUGGCAUUUUACCUAUAGUUUUAAAAGAGAUGAGGGAUAUUAUUAGCCAACCUUUAACUGUACUAUUCCAGAAAUCGUUAUCUGCUGGUGUGGUACCUUCUGAUUGGAAGCAUGGUAAUAUAACGCCCAUAUUCAACAAAUGGGAUAGAAGUAAUCCAGCAAAGUAUAGGCCAAUCAGUCUAACUAGCAUUACUGGAAAAAUAAUGGAAGGUAUAAUCCAAGUGAAAAUGGUAGAUUACCUGAAUGCGAAUAACAUUCUGAGGGAUAGCCAACAUGGAUUUAGGAGAGGUAGAUCCUGCUCAACUAAUCUACUUAAGUUCUUUGAGGAAGCUACAAGAGAAAUUGAUCACCAAAAGGCCUACGAUGUCAUCUACUUAGAUUUCCAGAAGGCCUUUGAUGUUGUUUGAUGUUUGAGCUUAAGCUCAAAGCUACAGGGAUUUUAGGAACUGGAGCAGCUUGGAUCGAAAACUGGUCAACUGACAGGAAGCAGCGAGUAGUUAUUAGAGGCACAAUGUCACAGUUGGCCUGCGUUCGUAGUGCUGAUGUUUCAUGCCUGUGCAGGGUGGCCAGGUCUCCAAGCCCGUCUUCUAGUGUAGCUGUUUGACCAGCUCAAACUACAGCUUCUGUGUAAAGGUGAAAGUGCAUCCCCACUCCCCCUGAGGCACCUAGUGGACAGCAGCCCAUAAUUGUGAGGGAAUUAGACACAUCAUGCUUAGUUAGAGUAUUUCCCUUCCUGCUUUGACAUCCAUCUAUCCAUCCAUUUUCCAAACCGCUUAUCCUAUUGGGUCGCGGGGGGUCCGGAGCCUAUCCCGGAAGCAAUGGGCACGAGGCAGGGAACAACCCAGGAUGGGGGGCCAGCCCAUCGCAGGGCACACUCACACACCAUUCACUCACACAUGCACACCUACGGGCAAUUUAGCGACUCCAAUUAGCCUCAGCAUGUUUUUGGACUGAACCGGAGUACCCGGAGGAAACCCCACGACGACAUGGGGAGAACAUGCAAACUCCACACACAUGUGACCCAGGCGGAGACUCGGGUCCCAGAGGUGUGAGGCAACAGUGCUAACCACUGCACCACCAUGCCGCCCCCUCUGCUUUGACAUAAUAAGCGAUUAUAACUUUUUUACAAAUCUUUACAAGGGGUGUGGAGGGUGCUGUAUCUAAUAGAUAUAUAUAUAUAUAGAGAGAGAGAGAGAGAGAGAGAUUGAACAAAGACUAAGUUUAGGACUUUGGUUUAAAUCCAACCAAAACAAACAAACAAAUAAAUGAAUAGAUAGAUCCAUUCAUUAUUUCAAUUAUGUAACUACUUAUUAUGUGCUACUAAGAUUCAAACAAAUAAUUAAACAAUUUUAUAAGACUGUAAGUAGAUAGUCAGUGGUCAAUAAAACUGACUUUUAUUCAGAAUAACACUGAGUGCUUUUUCAGACAUGGUCACUUUUUUGCUGUUGUUUCAGUUUUACGGACAAUUUGUGGCUUUUCUUUGUGGGUGGGGGGAGGAGUCAUUUCCACAUUGUAUAUGUCUGGUUUCCAGUUCUGCCAGUGAGAUUUGGAUGCCUGUGGCCCCACCCAUACCCGCUCUCCCAUCCUGUUCAAGGUGAGUUCCUCUUUCUGAUGAGUCAUGCCUGCAAGUCAGGAACUCCAAAGCAUUAAAGAACUGAAGCAUUCUGGAGGAUGGUGCGUUAUAUCGCAGUGGCCCUAACUUAUCCUUCGAGAAGCAAUUUGAUGAGCUGCUUUGGUUUAGCUGCAGGCCAGAAGUGGCCAGUGGACUCAUCUGGGUCUUCAGUGGAAUCUGAGGAAAACAUCUUGGCUUGGGGCUUAUUCCAGUUCAGGGCCAAACUGUUCUUAUGUCAACACACCCAUGGGGGCGUGGAAGGAAGCUGAGGGAGUUACAAGGCAUUUCACUCUUAAAUAUACUGCAUUAACUUAAUUAAUCACUCAGAUUUAGAAAAUGCAAUCUGCUAGACCUGCCCAGCCACAUGACAUUAAUGUGAGGUGCUGAAAUGAGGGCCCAUUAAGAGACACCCGCCUUAUUGUGACUCAGACCCUGAAGGGCUCUUCGCUCAAGUUCUGCCUGAAAAUGAAAUCUAACAUGGUCUCAAACUACUUCAAGCUCCUGGAUGAGUAGUGACAGACUUUUAAUGUAACGAAUCCUAAGCGAUUUCCUAAUAAACAUGGAGCUUCGAGCCCUAAAACUAGACUUUUAUGCCUCCAUUAGUAUACGAGUCAGUCUCCUUGUUAAGCCCCCAGACACUCAACCGUUUGGAUGAAGAAAAACAACAUACAGUGCCAGGAGUAAUAAAAAAAAGCUGAUAUGAAGAUAUGCAGUCUGGUCUAACAACAAACUAAUGCAAUAUAAUGAGAACAGUUUGCAAGAAAUUUCUGUGCUACAUCAUGUUCUACAGUGAUGCGUGUAGGACAGUGUUUCCCACUGCAGUCCCCAGGGACCUAAAGACGGUCCAUGUGAACUGCCAUCCAGUGAGCUGGGAGGGAGCAAAAACAUGGAACUUCUGUGAGUUCCUGAGGACCGGGUUGAGAAAUACUUGUCUAGGAGACAGUCUGUCAUUGCCGUGACACCCUGUCAGGUGACUGGCCCUGGAGAAGGGAAGGCCUCUCCUGCUCUCAAUUUUUGCAAACUCAUUGUGAGGCAGACAAACCAGAUAACUAGUGUUCCUUCAACAGAAGGAAAAAAAGUGUAGAAACACUUGGACUACUUCCAGAUGCAUGCAAAGGUUAGUGCCUCUUUCCAGUUGAGGGGCGAAUAUCUGCACACCUACGCCCAUGUCGACGUUUCAUGCCUGUGCAGGGUGGCCAGGUCUCCAAGCCCGUCUUCUAGUGUAGCUGUUUGACCAGUUCAAACUACAGCUUCUGUAUCAAGGUUAAAGUGCAUCCCCACUCCCCAUGAGUCACUUGGUGAACAGCAGCCCAUAAUUGUGUGGGAAUUUGACGCGUCAUGCUUAGUUAGAGUAUUUCCCUUCCUAUUUUGACAUAAUAAGCGAUUGUGACUUUUUUUGAUCCUUUAACAUGCCAAUUCCCAGCAGGAUCUACACUUUCUCAGGUCAACAUUGAAACUAAAAGGAUCAAAUAUACUUGAGACAACACAAUGCAAGCCCACUGUACACUCAUAUGCACUGUUAAUUUUCAAAACAGAUGAUAUAUUCUUAUGUGAUCAGGAUGUUUUUCCACUAAAUUGUUUCAACGUUCCAUAAAUGCAUCACCUUUCGAGUCUGGGCAGUUACUCGGCAAGCCUUGAAGUCAUUGUCUGUCCAUCUUAGACAAUUUCAGUAGUGUUACAGUACAUGCUUGUUGACACUUUGUAGGUAUGUUAGCAUAAGUCACUCCAUGACAUCUGUUACGACGCGAUGAUACGGAGAGGAGCAAGUUAUGACACCUACAAAGAAAACACUUCCCCUUUCAUCAGAGUAAUAUAGUUUAUGGCAUUUACAGGCCAAACACACCGUACAGCACUGCAUUUAUUCAGAUCAGAAAUAGUUCUUACACAUGCUUUCCUCUAAAGCAGGCCGGUGCGUAUGCAGGUUUUUGGGGUAACCUUUAAGCCAGCUGUCCAAUUCAGGUGUGAGGACUCUUCAGCCAAUCAGUCCUCUGAUUAGUAAUCUAAUUAGGGAGUUGCAGCGAAAACCCGCAUACACAGUAGCCCUUUCUGGAUAAGAUCGCCUAUUCCUGCUCUAAAGCUUGAGGACACCAGCCAGCCAUUUUUAUAACUGGUCAUCUAACGCAGGAUUUCAACUAUCCUGGAGCCAGUCAAUGGCGACCAGAGAAACGCAAACCCACACGAUUAUGGGACAUAUAUGCAAAGCGCACAUAGAUCAGCAUCAGAACCCCCAACCCCAAAUUGGGAUUUAACAGCUGGGUAGCAAAUGCCUGUUUUAACUAAAAGCACUGUCCUAAUACAGAUAAACCUGUAGCCAUUUUACAGUUAAUGUGACCAGAAUUACCACAAACAUGAGUGUGGCCAGUUUAAAAAUAACACACAGAAUGUUCCACCAUCUUUGGAGGACAUUAAUAUUCCUUCUCUCCCUUAGCUGGAUUCCAAAGGACCGUCUUUGUUUAUCUAGGCCUGUUUGCUCAUGUUGCGCGAAACACAAUAGACACAGAAGCUCGACUCAAAGCUGCAAUCCUGCGGCGCAAAGUCCAACCUACCACCGCCAACGUACAGCGGCCAAAUUCAAAUGAAGGGCAACAUAAGCCCUGCAGGAUGGGAGAUUCCACUACAACCACAGAAAGGAUCUCCAGUUAGGACCUGGACAGAGACAGUGGGGUGAAUACUGACUGCAAGUCCUACAAUUCACAGAGCUAAAUGACUCGUAGAUGAGGUCCACUCUGAAAUAUGCCUUUUAUGGCUAUUCUCAGGUGAAUUACCUUUCUUGAGAUUGUUUUCCUGAUUUUGGAGACAGGAUUCAAUAAAACUUUUACUAUUACAUUGAGAAGGCUGAUAU
Messenger RNA from Brienomyrus brachyistius, 10723 nucleotides. RefSeq lists its product as uncharacterized. The transcript has 5 exons. Bases 205 to 1014 code for a protein of 269 amino acids. NCBI's taxonomy places the organism in Eukaryota, Metazoa, Chordata, Actinopteri, Osteoglossiformes, Mormyridae. The record is from RefSeq and is a predicted model, not a curated record.